AUGCCAGAGACAUAUGAAGAGGCCAGCUGUGGAGGUGUAUCUUCAGACAGAGCAGUGCUUGUGGUGUUUACCAAAGACAAACCAUUGGGUAACCUCCAUGGAUAUCCCAACCUGAUCCAGAUGGUGGAGACCUCCAAGUAUGUAACAAAGGACACUGCUAGUAAGAGGCUAAGGAAGAACAGAAAUCUGAAACACAACAUGAUCAUGGACAACUUCCCCACCAGACACAUUGAGGAUGGAGGGUCUGGGAGACCCCUAUGCAGAAGGGUGGACAUGAUUGUGGAUUUUGAAAAGAUAGGUUGGGGUGAACAGAUCAUCUACCCCAAGAAAUUUAAUGCCUACAGGUGUGAGGGAACCUGCCCAAUCCCCUUGAAUGAUAUCUUCAAGCCGACAAAUCACGCUUACAUAAAGAGUCUGGUGAAGUUGUAUGAUUCAGAUAGAGUAGGAUGCUCCUCCUGUGUUCCUGUGAAGAUGAGGCCCAUGUCCAUGCUGAUGUAUGAAGAAGGAGACGUGGUGAUGAAGCAUCAUGAAGAUAUGAUUGUGGAAGAAUGUGGAUGUCAUUAAGAAAGGAAACAUAUAUAUAUUAUAUAUGUAGAAUAAAAGACCAAAAGAUCUAUUCUUCUAACAUCGAAAGGCUUCGUAAUCAUCAUCAUCAAAUCUGAUAGACAGCAGAAUAAUGGAUCUGCAAGAGUCUAGAGUUGGAGUCAUCUGAGAGGAAAAAGAUGACAUUGUAAUAAAGGGGGUGAGAUGUUAAAGGGGGUUUCCAGGACUUUCUUAUUGGCCCCAA
Messenger RNA from Hyla sarda, 787 nucleotides. Its product is annotated as nodal homolog 2-A-like. The transcript is spliced from 3 exons. Gene Ontology annotation, biological process: SMAD protein signal transduction; BMP signaling pathway. The coding region runs from base 1 to 564 and encodes 187 amino acids. NCBI's taxonomy places the organism in Eukaryota, Metazoa, Chordata, Amphibia, Anura, Hylidae. The record is from RefSeq and is a predicted model, not a curated record. Gene Ontology annotation, molecular function: growth factor activity; type I activin receptor binding; cytokine activity. Gene Ontology annotation, cellular component: extracellular region.